AUUUCAGCCACCCACCAUGUCCUUGCCACCGCGAAAGAUAGGAAAUGCCUUGGUAAACCCCAUCGGCUUCGGUGCUAUGGGCAUCAGUAAAUAUUAUGGAAAAGUUGGGACCGACGAGGAGCGAUUCGAGGUUCUAGACGCUGCUUUCGCUGCUGGAUCUAAUCAUUGGGACUCUGCCAAUGUCUACGGUGACUCUGAGGUACUCAUUGGAAAAUGGUUCAAACGCACAGGCAAACGGAAUGAAAUCUUCCUCACCUCAAAAUUUGGAAACACUCCCAAUGGCGUUCGCGGUGAGCCCGAAUAUGUGAAAGAACAGUGUGCAAAAACGCUCGAGCGAUUCGGGGUCGAUCACGUCGACCUUUACUACGCUCACAGAAUCGACCCCAAAGUACCAAUCGAGUUGACAGUGGGCGCCAUGGCUGAGCUUGUCAAAGAAGGGAAAGUCAAGUAUCUUGGCCUCUCGGAAUGCACGGCUGCGGACUUGUGCAGGGCUCACGCUGUUCAUCCUAUUUCUGCUAUCCAAAUGGAAUAUUCACCUUUGUUCCUCGAUAUCGAAGGUGAAGAACUCGGUCUACUCAAAACAGCCAGGGAAUUGGGCGUCACUGUGGUUGCCUACUCACCCUUAGCUCGAGGUUUGAUUACAGGCCAAUAUACAUCGCCUGACGAUUUCGAACCAGACGAUUUCAGACGUUCUGUACCUAAGUUCCAGGCCGAAAAUUUCCCAAAGAUUCUUGAACUUGUGGACCGCAUCCGUGAAAUUGGUACUAAAUAUAAUGCAACCCCAGGUCAGGUAACCUUGGCCUGGAUCCUUGCGCAAGGCGAUGACUUCGUGGUUAUUCCUGGCACGAAAAAAGUUAAAUAUCUGAAGGAGAACAUGGGUGCAGCGGCGAUCAAGCUCACUCCGGAAGAGAUCGCCCUCAUCCGCAAGUAUUCUGAGGAGUGCCAAGUUCCUGGUGAACGUUACGGACCUUCCAGUAUGCAGCAUGUUCUCAAGCAGAGUCCUCCACUUCAGAAGUGAGGUUUUCUUUCGAGGACAAUGUACUUGAAAUCGGGUAGGAAUGUGAUAUAGCGAAUCAAAGCGUUUCUGUUACAUUUCGCCUAGAACACGCUUGAGUCGGUGUGUCUUACCAGAUAGAUCGGCUGAACUAUCCAAGUCUUCUCGCCGCGACCGCCACAUCUUCAGUUCUGCGCAAUCUGUGGUGGAACGGAGGUGUUGGUACUUGGUACUUGUGAUCCGCCACAGAUUCAC
Marasmius oreades (fairy-ring Marasmius) is the source of this 1249-nucleotide messenger RNA. Its product is annotated as Aldo-keto reductase str7. The record is from RefSeq and is a predicted model, not a curated record. Lineage: Eukaryota; Fungi; Basidiomycota; Agaricomycetes; Agaricales; Marasmiaceae. The coding region runs from base 17 to 1018 and encodes 333 amino acids. Gene Ontology annotation, cellular component: cytoplasm. The transcript is spliced from 8 exons.